UGCUCCGGCCACCAACGCCCACACUCGCCGGGAAACCAAUCUUCGAUUCACUCAUCGCGGCCAUGAGGUUCCGGUACGCCAUGGUCUGCUCAUCGAAUCAGAACCGGAGCAUGGAGGCUCACUUCCUCCUCAAGAGACAAGGACUCGACGUAGCUUCGUACGGGACAGGGUCUCACGUUAAACUCCCCGGACCAUCCGCCAGAGAGCCAAACGUCUACGACUUCGGAACUCCGUACAAGCAGAUGUUCGAUGAACUCAGGCGCAAGGAUCCUGAGCUUUACAAGAGGAAUGGGAUCUUGCAGAUGCUUAAGAGGAACCUGAAUGUGAAGCUUGCUCCACAGAGAUGGCAAGAUAAUGGUGGUGAUGGUGUGUUUGAUGUUGUUAUGACUUUUGAAGAAAAGGUUUUCGACUCUGUUCUUGAAGAUCUUAAUAACAGAGAACAGCCACUGAUGAAAACAAUACUAGUGAUGAACCUGGAGGUUAAAGAUAACCACGAAGAAGCAGCUAUUGGUGGCCGACUUGCCUUAGAACUCUGUCAAGAGAUUGAAGGGAAUGAAUCAUGGGAAGAUACGAUAGAUGACAUUGUUGCUGGCUUUGAAAAACAGCAGAGGCGGAAACUUGUCUAUAGCAUCUCAUUUUACUGAAGAUACCAUUGUCAGUUGUCAUUGUCAGCUUUUCUUUCCUCGCUCAGGUUAUGUAGAAUGAUGGUUAAUCGUUUUGAUAUGCUUAAGGUUAUAUUGUCGACACUGCAGAAGAUGUUUGUUUCUUUCUUUCCUGGAAAUUGAAACAGAACCUUCAUGCGCAGAUGCUGCAAGAGAACAAAUGUUUCUGUUUUAACGUAUUUUUAUAAUGUUAAAGAGCUUAGAGUGAAGACC
Messenger RNA from Eruca vesicaria subsp. sativa (arugula), 875 nucleotides. Lineage: Eukaryota; Viridiplantae; Streptophyta; Magnoliopsida; Brassicales; Brassicaceae. The record is from the annotation of a GenBank genome assembly.